Messenger RNA from Brassica napus (rape), 976 nucleotides. RefSeq lists its product as uncharacterized. The transcript has a single exon. The record is from RefSeq and is a predicted model, not a curated record. Bases 54 to 953 code for a protein of 299 amino acids. Gene Ontology annotation, cellular component: plasma membrane. NCBI's taxonomy places the organism in Eukaryota, Viridiplantae, Streptophyta, Magnoliopsida, Brassicales, Brassicaceae.
GUAGAGGGGGAGACAAAACCUAAUUUUGAUGAAAUCUCUAAAACAAAGCACCAAUGUCGGAGCAUCUUCCUCCUCCUCAAAGGAGGGCUUCUUCCGGAUUUGGUGAUCCCGCAUUGGUAUUCCCUGAGUUUGCUUCAAAGCAACGCGGCCUCGAGAAAGUUCAAGAAGAAGAAGGAGAAGGAGAAGAUAGCAGCUACGGCGGGAAAGGCUCUUUUGACCUGAGCUCCAGGUUCUCGAGCCCUUCCGUCUCUCGAAACGGGUUCGAAACCCCCAGAAAGACAUCGUCUCUGAAGCUUCCUGGAUUCAGAGAAGAAGAAGAGACGGACCGAAGUACAAACUCGGGUUCCUUUGUGGAUCGCGAGGAGAAGAGAAAGUGCCCUGGAUGUUUCAGAAAAUGCUGUGCAUGCACGUGCAUGUUUCUUUCCAUCGUUCUUAUAAUCUUAUUGUUGACAGGACUGUCUGUGAACUCUUCGGUGAAAGCUAGUCUGCCUCAGGUUUCUGUCACAAACCUCAGGUUCUCGAGGUUAGAUUUCGCUAAUUCGAGUACGGAUCUUUUGAUGAAUGCGAACAUGAAGACGGUUCUUGAGCUGUCUAACAAGAACGACAAGUUGUUGUAUUACAGCCCUAUGAAAGCUGCUGUCUCUUCUGAGAACAUAAACCUCGGACAGAAGAGACUUCUCGGAUUCACGCAGAGUCCUGGAAACGUUACGUAUUUGAGUAUUCCCACCAGACUUAGAAAGUCAAAGGUCUAUGAUGUUGAUGCUACGUUGCUGAGAAACAAAGAGAAGAAGCUUGAAGCUGUGGUUAAUGUGCGUUUGCGUGGGAAACUGGGUUUUGAUUGGUUGGGGUUUAGGAUUCGGUUACCAACUGUUAUUGCUUGUGAAGAUGUGAAACAGAGUGAUGUGAUCAAUGGACUCAAGCCCAUGUGUGAUGUUCGAAUCUUUUCGCAAUGAAAAUCGAUUAAUACACAAGACCC